Molecule: messenger RNA, 1605 nt
Organism: Phytophthora nicotianae INRA-310
Lineage: Eukaryota; Oomycota; Peronosporomycetes; Peronosporales; Peronosporaceae
Product: ATP-dependent Clp endopeptidase, proteolytic subunit ClpP
Exons: 3
Coding region: 72-740 (222 amino acids)
Biological process (GO): protein quality control for misfolded or incompletely synthesized proteins
Cellular component (GO): endopeptidase Clp complex
Molecular function (GO): serine-type endopeptidase activity; ATP-dependent peptidase activity; ATPase binding
Source: RefSeq, a predicted model, not a curated record
CAUCAAAGCACAAUAUAAAUUGUCAUUUUUAUCGCCAGACUCCACACUUGAAGCUGAUACCUCGAUCCGAGAUGCUGUCCCGGACGAAGCUGCAGACGCCAGCAGCCCGUCGUGGCUUCCACUCCAUCAUGAGCUCGUUGGUUCCCAUGGUACUGGAGCAGUCACCGCGGGGAGAGCGCGUAUUCGACAUUUACUCGCGGCUGCUCAAAGAGCGCAUCGUGUUCGUGCACGGACCGGUAAACGAUGACAUGGCGUCGCUCGUGACGGCGCAGCUGCUGUUCCUCGAGUCGGAGAACCCCGAGAAGGACGUGUACAUGUACAUUAAUAGCCCCGGGGGCAUCGUGAGCUCCGGUCUGGCCAUCUACGACACCAUGCAGUACAUCCAGCCCAAGGUCAACACGCUCUGCAUGGGUCAGGCCGCCUCUAUGGGCUCGCUGCUGCUGGCAGGAGGCGCCCCCGGAUGUCGGUCGGCACUGCCUAACGCCCGUAUUAUGAUUCACCAACCUUCGGGAGGAGCGCAGGGAAUGGCGAGUGACAUCGCUAUCCAGGCCGAAGAAAUCAUCAAGCUCCGAACCAGAUUGAAUGGGUUGUAUGCGUCCCACACGGGAAAACCCCUCAAGGUGAUCGAGCAGGCGAUGGAUCGCGAUCUGUUCAUGGACCCGCGGGAGGCACAGGAGUUUGGCAUCAUCGACUCCAUCAUUUCAAACCGGAAGACGCCGCAGUCGUCAGGCAAGCAGUAACGACCUAGAACUGCCAGAAAAGGAGAACUUCCGAGAGAAGAGAACAAUUUAGCGCCCUCUGCAUUCCCUGCUCCUCUGAACUCUACAACUCUGCGUUCCCUGUUUGUGUCGAAAUUCUGUUAUUUUGUGUGCUGUUAUCUGAGCUCGAUGGACUGGACCAGCAGCUAGACAGCAGUACACGACAUCCACCGCUGCCCUUCUACUGUUCCAACUCCACUCUACAACGUCUGAUAGCACUUUGUCUGCAUCUUACUCGUCCAUCUCUCCAUCAGGCUCGUUAGCCUCGCCCAAUUCCCAUUUGAGGUCGGGCAGGUGGUUGCCACGCUUCGACUGCACACAAUAACAACAAUAAUAACAGUGUUAGUUGACAUUCUAAAGUGCAUUCGUAGUAUCUGCGGACCCACCGCCUGUCGCCACGAGUCCGGGUUGUAGAGCGUCACGACGCCCAUGAGCGUAACGAAGCCGCCCAGUCCGCAGAGCCAGUGUCGCAGUGCCUGGUACUUGGGGAUGUGCGGCGCGUCGAAGUCAAUAAGCGUCUCGGGGGCGACGCCGUCGUUCCAAACCAGUUCCGCUUCUUCGUGCAGCGGCUGGGCCGGCGUCUUGAUGCGCGCGAAUGGCGGUGGAGGGGGACGGUGAGCGUGGCCACCGCGCGUGGCCAGCGCCUGGCGACGCACAUUGGCGCUGAGGCCGCCACGGAGGGCGUGGCUGAGCGUACGGGAGCUCAUGAUCUAGGUAGACUAGGAAGACAACGGGCGGCUCUGCUGCGUCUGGACUACCAGAAUGUGACAUCGCUUUUGAUUGGCUAAAUUAUCUUACAACCAAUCAAAGGCUGAUUAUUGUUUUGAAUUGUGAAGGUGAAUGAAAA